Messenger RNA from Anopheles gambiae (African malaria mosquito), 2004 nucleotides. It is a transcript of the gene ENGase, whose product is annotated as cytosolic endo-beta-N-acetylglucosaminidase. Gene Ontology annotation, molecular function: mannosyl-glycoprotein endo-beta-N-acetylglucosaminidase activity. Gene Ontology annotation, cellular component: cytoplasm. NCBI's taxonomy places the organism in Eukaryota, Metazoa, Arthropoda, Insecta, Diptera, Culicidae. Gene Ontology annotation, biological process: protein deglycosylation. The record is from RefSeq and is a predicted model, not a curated record. The coding region runs from base 109 to 1923 and encodes 604 amino acids. The transcript has 3 exons.
UGUGUGUUAUCAGUCGGUAGGCUGCCUUCCGUCACACUAGUUGCCUGCGUGGACGCUGCUUCCGUGUAGUUUUAGGUGCCAAACACACAACAAAGCGCCCGAUACACCAUGGAGGAGGAGAAAACGGACUGUGAUAGCGCACAUGCGCAAAUGUGCCAACCGAUCCUGACGCUGCAGGCGCUGCUCGACUUCGACCAGGGGCCGCACCCGUGGAAGAAUCUGGUCGAGCCGAUCGCGCCCCGCUCCCGGUCCCGCCAUCUCGGCGACCGCUACCAGGUGCUGGAGUUUGCGGACGGGCCGGUCACGCAGGUGGCGAACGAGUCGCGGCCCCAGGUCCUGCUCUGCCACGACUUCAAGGGCAACUACCUGAACGACCGGUACAUCAACGGGGUGCAGGGGGAGGAGCGCUGGGUCGACUAUCGGUUCUACAACUGGGCCGCGAUCGACAUCUUCUGCUACUUUAGCCACCAUUUCGUGACGGUGCCGACGCUGCAGUGGCUCAACUGUGCGCACCGGAACGGCGUGAAGGUGAUCGGGACGCUGAUCGUGGAGCACAAGAACGUGCAGCUGCUGCGGGACAUCCUGCAGUCGGAGGAGUUUAUGCGGCGCGUGGUGGAAGCGCUCGUGACCGUCUCGAAGGUGUGCCAGUUUCACGGCUGGCUGCUGAACGUCGAGUGCGGGCUGGAGACGGGCAAGGUCGGGCUGCUGCGCGACUUCGUGCAGCUGCUGACCGAGCGGUGCCACGCGGAGAUCCCGGGCAGCCUGGUCAUCUGGUACGAUGCGAUCGCGAAGACCGGCCGGCUCGAGUGGCAGAACGAGCUGAACAGUGCGAACGAUGCGUUCUUUCUCGCGUGCGACGGCAUCUUCCUCAACUACGCCUGGGACCGGCAGAAGCUCGAGCGGACGGAAAGCUACAUCCGCAACUACUGCCCGGACCGGCGGCUGGACGUGUACGUCGGGAUUGACGUGUUCGGGCGCAGCCAGAAGGCGCAGAUGGACACGCACGCACCGCUCGAGCAGGUGCUGAGCUUCCCGUUCUCGGUCGCACUGUUCGCGCCCGGCUGGACGUUCGAGUCGCUGGAGGAAUCGUCCCGCCGGGACCGGCUCGAGCCGGACGACCGGAACGUGCUGUUUCUGCAGAUGAACGACCGCUUCUGGAACCGGCUGUGGCGCCACCUAUACGUGCGCGGCCCGGUACAGCUUCCGUUCUACAGCUCCUUCUGUCUCGGGUCGGGCAAGUUCUACAACCGGCUGGGCAGGACGCAGUCGGCCGAGUGCUGGUUCAACCUGGCCAAGCAGCACUUCCAGCCGACCAUCCCGUACACGCCCCCGCUCGAGUACGGCACGCGCAACGACCCGCUCGCCCACUGGACGCACCACUUUGACGGGGCGCUCGACGGCGGCUCCUGCCUGAAGCUGCGCAACGACGCCCGCGACAAGCGCCUGUUCGCGUGCGACUUCCCGUGCGACGACGAUCUGAUCGUGUGCUACGCGCACCGGCGCAGCAACCCGACCGCGAUCGACCUCGGGCUGGUGCUGAAGGCGUACUGCGGCCGGCGCCACGAGUGCCUGCGCAUCGUGUGCGCCAAUGCGGACUGCCACGUGGGCGAGCGGAGCAACGAGGUGCGGGCGCUGCCGCUCGACAAGGAGCAGUCGCUGCAGCUGCUGAAGCUCGGCGCGACGUCCCAGCUCCCGCUGGCCGACACCGUCAACGGGUGGGACAUACGGUACUACUAUCUGUCGGCGGAGCGGCUGCCGGUCGGCAUACGGAUCGUGGACAUUGGCAUCAAGCUGCACAAAGAGCCGGACGCGCACGAGAACGAUCACGCACUGCUCGGUGCCAUCCAUCUGCAGGCCGGCAUACCGGCCCACCGGGACCGUCUGCUGCAGCGCACCGUACUGGUGUUCGAUCGUCCCGAGUAACGCUACCGCUACCUCCUACCCCCCUCCUCUUACUCCCUCCCUCUCUUGGCUUGCAAUAAACAUGUAAUCGAAGUUGGCAAA